This is a messenger RNA of Ailuropoda melanoleuca (giant panda), 4353 nucleotides long. RefSeq names its product nipsnap homolog 2 (gene NIPSNAP2). Lineage: Eukaryota; Metazoa; Chordata; Mammalia; Carnivora; Ursidae. The coding region runs from base 1163 to 2206 and encodes 347 amino acids. The transcript is spliced from 10 exons. The record is from RefSeq and is a predicted model, not a curated record. Gene Ontology annotation, cellular component: mitochondrion.
CCUUGUGUGUCAUUUGUAAAAAUGAAAAGUUAGGCAAUAGCUCUCUAUAGCAGCAGUGCGGAAGACAGGCUUAUUGGGGUGCAGAGGGUUUGGCGGUGAGGAGGGGAGCACACAGUGACUGCUUUCAUGCAAGACUCUUUGGAUCAGGCCCUUCAGCCUCCUGUCUCCCCCUCAUCUCCUGCUAUACCCACAUACUCCUGGCCUUGGCAGGUGUAGUUCUGCCAAAAUGGCAGGUGUUCCCCCGGACAGGUGCUCCUCAUCUUUCAAGUCUUCAGUUCAAGUGCUUCUUCAGAGAUUUGGUUCAUGUCUCUCCCCAGGCCAACUUAGACUCCAUUUCCUCCACCCCGACCCGUGUCCCAACCACUACCUUAUGUGUCUAUGAGGAGCUUAUCUCACGUCGGGCUGUGAUCACGGCCGUCCAUCUGCUCCUACCCGCAGGCCGCUCUGUGGGGUCAGGGCCGGGGGUGUCCGUCUUCACAGCCUCAGCCUGGCCCAGGGCUUGGCACCUGCAGUGCAUGGUCCGUAGAUACUCGGUGCUCGAAUGAACGAAGUCCAUUUCACCACUGCUGCCUCAUCCUGUGGCCUCAGUGUUGCACGUAUUUCCCAUCUGUGGUUGGCUCCAGCUAACCUAUAACACUGUCUGUCUAGACACCUCGUCAGGACCCUGUCUUCCUGCCCUUCACCUCAGGAAUAUGUCUUGAAGGUAUGUAUUCCUUCCCUUUCAUUCGUACAGCCCUAAGCGGAACCCAGGACUGUCCUUCAGUCCUUCCAGUGAGUAGUGAAUUCCUCCUGUGUGGCUGGCACUGCUGGGCAUGGCCACCAGCAGGGAGCCCAGGAACCACGCUCCCUGCCUCUGUUGUUGCAGUCCACCCGCCACACCACUGCCAGGCUGCUUUUCACAAACUCACUAGCACUGCCCCAUGUGCCGGAUAAAAUCUGGUUGACGGGCAUAUGGUGCGCAAGGGUCUAACCACUCUGCCCCCUUGCCUUCCCAUUCUUUUUCUCACCAUCCUCCCACACGCUGUUCUCCUGACUUACUGAACUCUUUGCUGUUCCAGAAAUAUGCCAUACGGUUUUCCAGGCCCCUGGACAUGUUCCUUUUCACUGGAAUUAUCACCUGCCUUGUCCACAAGUCUGUGUCGCCUUUCAAGACAGAGCCAGAAUGUCUCUGCUGGAGUUCCUCUCCUCACAGGCCAAGCCAAUGGUUCAUUCCCUUGAGCUCCCACAGUGCGUGCACGAGAGAUUGACGUCCUCCAGUAAUAGACACCGAGAAGACAGCUGGUUAAAAUCCUUAUUUGUCCGGAAAGUUGAUCCAAGAAAAGAUGCUCACUCUAAUCUCCUAGCCAAAAAGGAAACAAGCAGUCUAUACAAAUUGCAGUUUCACAAUGUUAAACCGGAAUGCCUAGAAGCAUACAACAAAAUUUGUCAAGAGGUGUUGCCAAAGAUUCAUGAAGAUAAGCGUUACCCUUGUGCUUUGGUGGGGACUUGGAACACGUGGUAUGGCGAGCAGGAUCAAGCUGUCCACCUCUGGAGGUAUGAAGGAGGCUAUCCAGCCCUCACAGAGGUCAUGAAUAAACUCAGAGAAAAUCAGGAAUUUGUGGAAUUCCGCAAGGCAAGAAGCAACAUGCUUCUCUCAAGGAGGAAUCAGCUGCUCCUGGAGUUCAGUUUCUGGAACGAGCCUGUCCCACGGUCAGGACCUAAUAUAUAUGAACUCAGAUCUUACCAGCUCCGACCAGGAACUAUGAUUGAGUGGGGCAAUUACUGGGCUCGUGCAAUUCGCUUCAGACAGGACGGUAGUGAAGCAGUGGGAGGAUUCUUCUCUCAGAUCGGGCAACUCUAUAUGGUACAUCACCUUUGGGCUUACAAGGAUCUGCAGAGCAGGGAAGAUAUACGGAACGCAGCGUGGCAUAAACACGGCUGGGAAGAAUUGGUGUAUUAUACAGGAACUUGUGCUGAAAAUGAGCCUGUCCCUGUUGAAAAACAGCUUGUCCCUGUUAAGUGGGCAUCUGUGAGUGUACGUAAGCUCAUCAGCUUCUCCCUGGUCGUGGAGCCAAAGUGUUUUGAGGACUGGCUGUUUGUGUACCAGGGCAUGGUGUUUGGGGGGUUGGGGCAGCUGGCAGAAGAAAAGGCACUUUCAAGAAAGUCCAGGCUCUGCUCCUUGACGACGUACUUCCCGUCUUUGGUGUUCAGUUCCCUGAAUCCAUAAAAUGGGGAGGUGGAAUCCGAUGGCAUUUAACAUCCUUCAGCUCUGAAUUUUGUGACUUCUUAGUGCCACGGGAAGCAGUAGGAGAGAGAGGGUAUGGUAAGCUCCAGCAUAGAAAACCUGCAUUUUAGCAGUUGUACUGAUUGGAUGCUCAGGGCAUGUUCGCAGGGUGUGAAUGCAAGAACUAUUUAUAUGAAACUGCUUUCAAAACUAUAUAAGGAAAAUUACUGGUGAAUUACCUUUACUGGUGAUCUGGCUAUUCAGAACUGGGAAAAAACUGCUAGGAACAGAGAGAAUUUUCACUUACAAAUUGUGCGGACUUGAACUGAACCCUGCAGAAGUCCGGAAUUUUCUAUCAUUCACUGCGGUGUUAGGGUUCUCCAGAGAAGCAGAACCAAUAGGAUAUCUAUAUAGAUACGAUAUACAUAAGAAGAGGCAGGAAUCGGCUCAUGUGGCUAUGGAAGCCAAGAAGUCCCAGAAUCUGCCAUCUGCCAGCUAGAGAACCAAGAAACCCAAUGGUAUAAUUCUGUCCCAAGUGCAAAAACCUGAGAAUCAGGAGAGCUGAUGGUUUAACUCCCAGUCCAAGGUCAGAGGCCCAAGAACCGGGAGCUCCAGUGUCUGAGAGCAGAUGAACGUCCCAGCUCAAGCAGAGAGCGUUACGUUUGCCCUUCCUUUGCCUUGUUCCACUUGGGCCGCUAAUGGAUCGGCUUAUGCCCACCCACAUUGAUGAGGAUGGAUGUGCUGACUCAUUCUGUUGAAUCAAAUGCUAAUAUUCCAGGAACACCCCUCACAGGCACACCCAGAGAGAAUGUUUUAGCAGCUAUCUGGACAUCUCUUAGGCAGUCAAGGUGACCGAUAAAAAUUAACCAUCACAACUGAGCUCACAGUUGGUGGAUGAGUUCCAUGAGGCUCCCUAAAUUGCAUCAUCCACCCAACUCCCCAUCCCGGGGCCAUUCAGUACCCAGUGAGUACCGUGGUGUCCAGAUGCCAAACAGAAUACACAAGAAUGAUGUUUUCUUUUAGAAACUUUGCUUUUCUCUUUCUGUGUUGCUUUCUUAAAGGAGCUUUCUGUUCAGAAAAGCACAGAGCAACGAACUGACUGUAAAACGGAACUCUUUCAGAAUAUACCCUACUCCAGAAGAGGAAUUUCUGUCCUAAGUCACUGGAUUUCACAAAGCAGCCUGCCUCACGCUAGGCUUUAGUGUCCCUUCAAUUCAACAAAUACUGAGUUUCUAUUAUGUGCCAAGCAUCAGACACAUAACGUCAUGAACAAAACAUGAUCCCUACCUUUGUGAAGCUUACAGUCCAGCGAGAAGAGACUGGCAAUUAAUAUAUAAAAUACUGUAAGUUACACGAUAUGGCAGAAGUUGAUACAUGCUCUAGUGGGGGAAAGUAGAACAGGGUAAUGGAGAUCAGGAAGAAUCUAAGGGUGGGCUGGGAGAGUAUGCAGUAUUGUCAAGAGUUGGCCUCACUGAAAAGCUGAGCAAAAACUUGAAGAAGGUGACAAAGUUAGCCAGUGUUUGCAAGGGAAUCCCACCAUGCUGGGGGAGUGGCUACAAUGGAGCCCCUACGGCAGGGUCAUGCCUGGCCCACACCAGAGCAGUGGCGACCACUGGCUGAAAGAGAAGAGAGGGAGGACUUGGUGGGAGAAGCCACAGGUCAUGGGGCAGGAUCAGCAGAGUGUCGGGAGCUGUUGGAAGGACCCUGAUUUUUACUUUGUGAUGGGAUCCACUGGAAGGUGUUGAGCAGAUGAAGGCCAUGAUCUUACGUUUUAAAUGGUGGCUUGGACUAGGUGGUGGCAGUGGAAGUAGGGAGAAGGGGGAAAUUCUGAAUAUAUCUUGAUGGCGGAGCCAAGAUGAUUUCCUGAACGAAUGACUGCAGGCUGUGAAUGAAAGAAAAAAAUCAAGUGACCGAAGUCUUGGCUUCCACAGCUGGAAGGAUGGGGACGGCUAUGGGUGGAGCAGGUGCCACAGGUCUGGGGACGGGAAGACCAGCAACUCGUCCCGAGUCUGAGACGGUCCAUGCAGAUACCCAGGUGGAGAGAUCACGUAGGCACGUGUGAAUUCUGCAGCUCAGGAGAGCCGUCUCCCCGGAGAUCGGCAUUUGUGAAUUGUCCGUAUAUAGAAUCUAAAGUCUUAUGGGGAGUGAGU